AUGUUAUAAAUUAUAAUCUUCAUUCUCCUUCUAAGCCUUGCCUUAAACUAUAUUACAUAUGAUUCUGGACUAUUUUAGGAUUUUGAUUGGUUUGGUUCAUCAGGUUUUGCCUGUAUGAAUUCAUUUACAAAAACUUCUACGAUUACUUUCUCUGGGCAAUUUGAGAAUACCCCUUAAGUUAUUACAACUUUAGAAUUUAUAGAUUUAACAACAGCUUCAACGUAACUUGAAUUUUAAAUUACUUCAAUAACUAAACAAAGUAAUAAUGAUAAUUAUAAAUAGCAUUUUCGGUAAUGGCCUAUUGUGGAUUUAAUAGAGUUACAACAAUAUAAAUAAGAUGGUUUGCAAUAGAUGAUUAAAGAAUAGAAGUUUUUAAUAAUUUUAAUAUGAUUAAUCCAGACGAUAAGACAUUUUAAAUAAAAAAUAGAAAUGCAUAAAGUGGUUUUGUAGUAAUGACAAGUAUACAUUAUAUAGGUCCAAUUGAUUUUCUAUUAUCAGUAUAAAUAUUUAAUAAUUAUAAAGAUGAGUUAAAUAACAAUGUAAUAAGUGACUGUUAGUAUAACAAAAGUAGCAGGAAAAUUUACAAAUCUUAAGUAAAUUGGAUAUUAACUUAUUGUUGCAGUUGAUGAAGCAUUUGUCAAUCUAGGAUUAUAAUCUGUUACAGGCGCUUUUAAUAGUGGAAUACUUCCUAUUUAGCCUAAUAGAUGGUUUGCUAUUGCUAUCUAAGGAUUUAAUUAUUCUAAUUCUAAAAAUAUUAGAGUUAAAGCUAUAUUUACUAAUACACCAACUACAAUAUCAUAUACUUGGGGAACAUGUAUUUAUAUUCAUUUUAAUAUUUAAAUAGGGUAUGAUAUAGAAACUCCUAAUACUCAUUCUUAAAUUUGGAUUGCUUAUUAAUUUGUCAAUUCUUAUAAAGCUCUUGAAUGUUUUACUAUAAGAACUAGUAGAAAAUACAUUUAAGAUUUAACUAAUCUACCUAAAUUUUCUUUAAAAUUUGACAUUGUUAAUUAAAUUUAUAAUACAAUUGGAAAUUAUAAUUAUAUCCUAGAUAAAUCUAUUACUCCUUUUAUUAUGAGUAUUGAAAUUAAAUGUUAAGCUGAUAUGAAGAUUUAGGCAGAGUUUAAUAAAUGUAAUGCUUGCAAUACUUAAAAAUUUCAUGUUUUUAAAUAUAAUUGUUUUAAUUAGAUGAAUUAUGUUGGGUUCUUCCCAAAAUUUAAAUAAGCAUUUUAAUAAUAUAAUCAUUUAAAAAUUAAUAUGCAAGAAACAUCCCUUGAAAUUAUUUAAGUACUUUACGAUUAAAAAAUUAUAGAAUAAACUAUUGUAAAAAUAGAAUUAUUCACUUAAUGA
Paramecium sonneborni is the source of this 1347-nucleotide messenger RNA. Lineage: Eukaryota; Ciliophora; Oligohymenophorea; Peniculida; Parameciidae. The record is from the annotation of a GenBank genome assembly.